AUGAGCAAGAAAGAGCUUGACAAAAACCUCCGCUACUUUUACGCAGAAGCAAGAACAAGAGGUGAUGCAUUAUAUUCAAGAUCGUCCCUCCUUGGAUUGCGAAAUGCGAUCGAAAGAUAUCUCAACAACCCACCAUUUGAUAGAGGAAUUUCAAUCACCAAAAGGACCGAAUUCCAAUCAUCAAACAAACUCCUGCAGAGUAUGAUAAAGUUAAACAAACGCGAGAACAAUGAAAACACAAAACACAAACCUCCCAUCCCAGCAGCAUACCUUCAAAAGUUGAAGUCGUCAAAUGCAAUCCGGGGAGACAGUCCUUGGGGUCUUCUACGAAAUGUCUGGCUUAACAUCAGCUUGUACUGGUGUCGUCGAGGACGCGAAGGUCAACGACAAUUGACGAAGCAAAGCUUCCAGUUCUUGUUUGACGAUAAUGGACGGGAAUACGCUUCAAUGACCCAUGACGAGGCUACUAAGAACCAUCCAGGAGGGAUUGAAGACAUCUCCAGUGUAGAAAAGGAGGCCAGGAUGUAUUCAACAUCGGAGGAUCCACUUUUUGAUGGCCUUAACUGCCUCAAGAACUAUAUCCAGAAGUUAAAUCCUAACUGCGAAGCAUUCUUUCAGUACCCAAAACGAGCCGUGAAACCUGAAGAUGACGUUUGGUAUGAAAACAAACCGCUGGGGGUCAACAAACUUGACGGAAUGAUGAAAGAAAUUUCCAAACUGGCGUCUCUUUCAAGAAUCUACACAAAUCAUAGUGUCAGAGCGACUGCAAUCACGCUGUGGUCCGACGCGCAAGUUCCAUCGCGGCACAUAAUGGCGAUCUCUGAUCAUCGCAGUGAGGCAAGCCUCAAGAGUUACAACACUCGCCCAUCGAGUGAACAGCUAAGGGCUUGUUCAGAUAUCUUCUCUGGUGUAAUGAGUGGUGGACCACGGCAGCCCAAUUCCCCUAAUGCAGUCACCAGUUCAGGAAAUCCUCUCGCUGUUGUAAAUUCGACCGUUGUUCAUUCACAGAACAACACAGCGCGGCAGUUUGUCAAGUAUCAGCCACAAGCUUUAAGCAGUUUGUUUUCAAAUUGUCAAGUUAAUAACAUCCAGGUUUUCAUGGGCCACGAUUCGGCCGGAUUUCAUUGA
Messenger RNA from Pocillopora meandrina, 1128 nucleotides. NCBI's taxonomy places the organism in Eukaryota, Metazoa, Cnidaria, Anthozoa, Scleractinia, Pocilloporidae. The record is from the annotation of a GenBank genome assembly.